Messenger RNA from Linum tenue, 818 nucleotides. The record is from the annotation of a GenBank genome assembly. Lineage: Eukaryota; Viridiplantae; Streptophyta; Magnoliopsida; Malpighiales; Linaceae.
AUGAUCAGAAUGUCGAAACAGAGGAUUGAUUUAGAGAAAGCCAGGCACAAGACUGUGGUUACCUCUGAUGUUAGACAACAACUUGUGGUAAUGAACCAGAAAGCUAAGGAUGAAUGGGACAGAAAGCUGGCUGAAGCAGAGCUCCGGCGAGUAAAUGAACCUGACACUGGUGAUGGAGCCGAAGGCGACAAGGAAACAGAAGGUGGGAGAGGAAAAGCACCCAAGUUGAGCAAAGAGGAGGAUGUCAAGAUGAGAACAAGGGCAGCAAACAUGAUGGCAGCCAGGGCUGCUGUUGGGGGAUCCUGUAUGUUUGAGGAAAAAGUUGGUGGUAAGAAAUUUGGGAGGAGCCAGGUUGCCGGAGCACAGCUUAUGGAGGUACGGAGUUUAACCAUCAAGGACGUGGACAUGAUUGGAGGAUGGAACGAGAGGCCCAGUGCUGUCAAAGUCGACUCUGAUCUAUAGGCUGUACGAGAAAAUCCAGUCCAAUCCACCACCAGAAUGAUAGGACCGGACCUGCUGCAGAUCCAAACCAGCCACCAUGAAUUCAGUUGGGGAUAAUUUGGUUGCAGAACACAGUUUGUUGAUUGUACUUAUAGAGUAGUUGUUGUUUUCCGUUGGUCUUUGAACACACUGCUCUACUGAGCUCGUUAGAUUGUAAAUUCCCGGUAAGAGUACCAUUAGCUUCAACCCAGGGAGAGAAAGUAGUAGUUGCUUGAACAGACUGCUUAUUACUGUACAGAUGUUGUGCUGAUGACUGAGGACCAAGAGUUGAAUACAUAGUAUAUACAUGGAUGUUCUCCGCUUUGCCUAAAAACCGG